Botrytis deweyae is the source of this 330-nucleotide messenger RNA. RefSeq lists its product as uncharacterized. The transcript has a single exon. The coding region runs from base 1 to 330 and encodes 109 amino acids. Lineage: Eukaryota; Fungi; Ascomycota; Leotiomycetes; Helotiales; Sclerotiniaceae. The record is from RefSeq and is a predicted model, not a curated record.
AUGAACAACAACGAAACAUAUCCCGAAAUGGAUCCACAAUCCCAAAGAAUCAUCGAAGAUCUUGCGGCAAGCAUGAGAGCAGAUGAUGCUUUUGCCGAAUACACAACCGAUCGAGAGACAGAAUUACAGAUGUACAUCGAGCAGCGCCGAGCGCAUCUCAAGAUCUUUAUAGAGGAGCGUCAACUGUACCGACAGAUGUAUAUUGAGGAGCGCCAGAAACGUCUUGAGAAGGAAAGGAAGGAGGCUCGAUUCAGUCUAUUCAUCAGUCAAGUUAUGAUCGUGUUGUUUGUCGCUUUUUUUGUACACAUCGUGUGCAAGUAUUGCGUCUGA